AUGAAGCAAGUCAACUUGUCCUUCGUGGCCUGUGGCUUUCUGGGCAUCUACCACUUGGGGGCAGCGUCUGCACUCCGCAGACACGGCAGAAAGCUCCUGAGAGCCGCCCAGGCCUUCGCCGGCGCUUCUGCGGGAUCCUUGGUGGCUUCUGUCCUGCUAACCGCGCCAGAAAAAAUAGAGGAAUGUACUGAAUUUACGUACAAGUUUGCUGAAGAAACUAGAAGGUUGUCUUUUGGUGCAGUAACACCCGGUUAUGACUUCAUGGCCCAACUGAGAGGAGGAAUGGAGACGGUUCUCCCCACCAACGCCCAUGAACUAGCCCAGAAUCGACUACACGUGUCCAUCACCAACACCAAGACCAGAAAAAACCACCUGGUCUCGCACUUUUCCUCCAGGGAAGUCCUCAUUAAGGUUCUCUUAGCUAGCAGUUUCGUGCCCAUUUACGCAGGGCUGAAAGCAGUGGAGUACGAAGGGCAGAAGUGGGUGGACGGCGGCUUCACCGAUAGCCUUUCUGUCCUGCCUACAGGGCGGACGGUCACCGUCUCGCCCUUUGGUGGCCGAUCAGACAUCUCUCCGCAGGACAAGGGGCAGCCGGAGCUGUACAUUAAUAUCGCCAAUCAGAACUUAAUCCUGUCAGUGGCCAAUCUGGUGAGGCUCAACCAAGCCCUUUUCCCACCGAGCAAGAGGAAAAUGGAAUCCCUGCACCAGUGUGGCUUCGACGACACCAUUAGGUUUCUACUAAAAGAAAACUGGUUUGAGUAGAAUGCUUACAAGUUUAUAAUUCAAAACAGAUUUCAGACAUUUUGGGAUGCAGAGUUCUAAUUAAAUAUAUUUUCGAAAAAAUCUAUCAGGACCUUGUCGUAAGUAAGGAAACGAGGCAUUUUAUUAGAUUUUGGCAACCUUGUUAAGAAGGGAACACCAAGGGGAUGGGGAAUCAGUUUCAGGGGAUGGUAAAUCAUGAUUUUUAAACCGUGGCAGGUUGAACAUGGGGGCUGCCAUGAAGACUUUUGCGGAGAAUGGCAGCAUGCCUUCCACAAAAAGCAUGGGCGUCCUUUCACCCGGAACUGAAGGGAACUUAUUUAUGCUCAGCCCCAACCAGGCCCCCAGGGGAAGCCGCUGUCCAGGGUCCUGGCAGUGGGAGCCAGGGGCAGCCUCUCCAAAGACUUGACAAGUGUCAGCUGAACCCAGGUUGGCUUUCCGGGUAGAUGCGUGCU
Messenger RNA from Choloepus didactylus (southern two-toed sloth), 1214 nucleotides. RefSeq names its product patatin-like phospholipase domain-containing protein 4. The transcript is spliced from 6 exons. Bases 1 to 762 code for a protein of 253 amino acids. Gene Ontology annotation, biological process: lipid homeostasis; triglyceride catabolic process. NCBI's taxonomy places the organism in Eukaryota, Metazoa, Chordata, Mammalia, Pilosa, Megalonychidae. Gene Ontology annotation, molecular function: retinyl-palmitate esterase activity; triacylglycerol lipase activity. Gene Ontology annotation, cellular component: lipid droplet; cytoplasm; membrane. The record is from RefSeq and is a predicted model, not a curated record.